This is a messenger RNA of Salvelinus namaycush (lake trout), 1197 nucleotides long. RefSeq names its product protein FAM102B-like. The record is from RefSeq and is a predicted model, not a curated record. NCBI's taxonomy places the organism in Eukaryota, Metazoa, Chordata, Actinopteri, Salmoniformes, Salmonidae. The coding region runs from base 166 to 828 and encodes 220 amino acids. The transcript has 6 exons.
AUGACCGUAUGAACAAACAGAUGGACAUCCUCAAACCAACCAACAACCAUACAUGGUAGCAAGUAGGUUUGGAACAGGUGUGGUGGGGUGUUGGGUUUGGGUUGUAAAAUGGGUCAGGGUUAAUGUCAAUGUCCCUGUGUCCCCUUUAGGCCACCGUCCACAGCCAUGAAACUGGGCAUCCAGCAGGCAGAGUGUCUCUAUGAAGACAGGAAGGGAGGGGACACCCACACACCCUGCCUCCCCAUACCAGAGCCCCCAGGGAAGUGUGUGUCUACUCCUGAUGAGCCGAGAGCAUAUGGCCACUCUAGAACAUCCAGCUAUGCCAGCCAACAGUCCAAAGUGUCAGGCUAUAGCUCAGGUCACUCACGCUCCUCCAGCCUAUCAGAGCUCACACACAAGAGGAACCCCUCAGCGGGCUCCGCCUCCACAGGCAUCGGAAGUAUUCCUGAACCCAGCGUGGACCGGGGGGCUGAGAGGGAGGCCCGCUCUACACCUCCUGUCUCUGUCACCUGUUCCUGCUCCCCCGUGCCUGAACACCCCCCCACCCCCGCAAAGAGCUCUGCCUCCUCAGAGAGACUCAGCAGGCAUCCAGUGAAGCAGAGCUCGGUGGAGUGUCAGCUGAAGAGGGUAGACGCCACACGGGUAGACGCUGACGACAUCGUGGAGAAGAUCCUCCAGAGCCAGGACUUCAGCCACGGCCUGCUGGACUCCAGCGCUGAGGAGGAGGGGCUCAGGCUGUUUGUUGGUCCUGGUGGAAGCACAGCGCUGGGAAGCCAACACACCAGGGUUGGCGCGGGGCCCUACGAGCAGGUAGUGAUCAGACGCUAGCCCCCUGGGAGUGGAUGUGGCGCGGGGCCCUACGAGCAGGUGGUGAUCAGACGUUAGCCCCCUGGGAGUGGAUGUGUCUCGUAAGGUGCCAGAACACCACAGAGUCUGACAGAGGGAAAUAGUUGUCUCACCUCUAUGCAGGACAAACAUUUGUUCCAAUGGGAGUCCAGGUCUGAUGUGUGGAACCUGUGUAAGCCUGCUCCCCUAGUGUUGAAGCCAGGAGGUGACCUGAAGUUCAUGAUUACAACUUGUUCAAUAACUUUCAGAAGAAAGAGGAUAUAUUUAUAUACACACAAUGUGUAGUCGGAAAGUAUUGAGAACCCUUGAUUUUUUCCACAUUUUGUUACAGCCUUAUUCUAAAAUGUAUUA